UUCGGUAGGUAUAAAAGGAAUUCCGGAAUAAGCAGAAGUUGCGUGUGAGCUGUUAUGGAUUUGAAGAUGUUUGCAGUGAAGAAGAUUUUUCUCCUGUUCAUCAUUUUGUGGAGAAAUACGUACUGGACGCGUGUAUCUGGACAGCGUGACGUGGGUCUUCAUCCUGUGCAACAACAGAACGGAAAGCCAGAAUCUAUUACGGUUGAAGCGGUUCCCGCUCUUUUCACCAUCGCUUCCUUGGAUAACGCACAAUGGCUUCUGUCCCGCAUUUCUUCAUGGAAGACGCCCUUCCCUUAACUAGUCACAUGGACUCUGAAUUACAGGAGCCCUUUCCCAUCACGGCCGAGGAGGUUAAAGAAUGGUCAGCCUCCCGCGUCGUCAUUGGGUCUUUUCUUGGAUUUUUCCUCAUUUUCAUCGUGUCCUCCAGUCUGUGUAAGAUCUUCAAACCGCGCGACCGCCCCAAGGGUUUUUCUUUCAACGUCAGCCAGAUCAUCGUGUCGGAAACGCAGGCCAUCAUUGCAUCAUUCACCGGAUUGAAGAUUGUCGUGCAGACCUGGUCGGAUGUGGUAUUAUCCCGUUCUCCACUGACCAAUUCCUACGCUAUGGUCUUUGUCGGAUAUCUCCUCUAUGAUCUCAUUAUUAUGUAUUUGACUGACUGGCGGACGGGGAAACAUUUCCUGGAUAUAUUUCGCAGUCAGCUGUCUAUUUAUUGUCAUCAUCUGGCUUUCCUGGCGAUUGUCCCCCCGGUGUCCUUGUACCUGCGCAACGGAAAAGGCGAUCAUUUCAUUGGCUGCUUUCUUAUCAUGGAGUUCCCCGUUAUAUUUCUGCAUUUCCAGCAUUUCCUGUCGGUAUUCGGAUUGAGUGGCAGUAAGGCGUACGUUGUCAACGGGCUGCUGACCAUGAUCAGCUACUUCUUCUGUCGGAUUGCGAUCUUUCCCAUGAUGUUUUAUCGCUUGGCGGUCAGGAAGGGAGUUCCGUUCUGGGAAGUGUUCAAGCACAUGUCCAAAAGCUGUGUGAUUGGCAGCGCAUUGUGCUUAAUAAUGCAGAUAUACUGGUUUACGUUGAUGUGCCGAAAAGCCUGCCGGGUGCAGAAGAGCUUGAAGAAGGAGAAACAUAUGAACGACAAAACAUUAUGAAAGAAUAUGUACAAGUGUGGUAUUUAAUCCCCGAACGGAAAGUUUGAGGUUUCGCACAUUUCUGACUUGGAAGAGUCUCAUCAUGCCCUGUCGCCCAAUUUUCCCAAAGAUAUUUUUCUGCAUGCGGAUCUUUUAAGUGUACCUUUUCAUGUUGACUUUGUUGUACAAAAUGUUGAUUAUGCCAGAUGGUUAUUUUUGUUGCAGUUGCAUGCUAGCACUUUUUGAUGGUACUCAGUAUGCUUUAUUGACAAAAUUUAUGUUUGUCCGACUGUUAAUUUAAGCACCUUAUUUGCCUUACCAUAACGCUUUGUUAAAUUACCACUGUGUAAAUGCAAAGGAAAGCGAAUCUUUCGUGUGUCCGGCACUCCGCAUUCUAUGUGAAUUUAGGAGAACGUUCAGUGUUAUUUAUU
Messenger RNA from Paramacrobiotus metropolitanus, 1546 nucleotides. Its product is annotated as TLC domain-containing protein 3A-like. The transcript is spliced from 5 exons. The record is from RefSeq and is a predicted model, not a curated record. Gene Ontology annotation, cellular component: membrane; endoplasmic reticulum. Lineage: Eukaryota; Metazoa; Tardigrada; Eutardigrada; Parachela; Macrobiotidae. Gene Ontology annotation, biological process: lipid homeostasis. The coding region runs from base 252 to 1136 and encodes 294 amino acids.